Messenger RNA from Durio zibethinus, 760 nucleotides. Its product is annotated as ATP-dependent Clp protease adapter protein CLPS1, chloroplastic-like. The record is from RefSeq and is a predicted model, not a curated record. Gene Ontology annotation, biological process: proteolysis; protein catabolic process. Lineage: Eukaryota; Viridiplantae; Streptophyta; Magnoliopsida; Malvales; Malvaceae.
CUAAAUUUUUUUUAAUAAAAAACAGUGGUUGAAAAACAUUUUCAUUAGAGAGAGAGAGUGUGUGUCUUUUUGUAGAGAGAGAGAGUCAUGGAGACUGCGAUACGAGGGAGAUUAACCCUCUCACCAAACACUAUCUUUAAUCCUAAACCAGGGGAUAAACAAUCUCUUUGCAAAGGACCAUGCGCCAAUCGUGGCAUUCUCAUGGCUAUAUCAACCGCAGGACCAGGUAAAGGAGCAGGAAUUUUGGAGAAGCCAGUUAUAGAGAGAACCACUCCUGGUCGUGAAUCUGAGUUUGAUCUGAGGAAAUCAAGAAAAAUAGCCCCACCUUAUCGAGUCAUACUGCACAACGACAACUACAAUAGACGGGAAUAUGUAGUCCAAGUACUGAUGAAAGUCAUCCCUGGAAUGACCCUUGACAAUGCUGUUAAUAUCAUGCAAGAAGCACACUAUAAUGGUUUGUCAGUGGUGAUUAUUUGUGCUCAGGCUGAUGCUGAAGAACACUGCAUGCAUUUAAGGGAGAAUGGACUUCUGAGUUCAAUUGAACCAGCAAGUGGAGGUUGCUAAAGACAGAGACAACCUAAUAGACCAUUUGGUUUAUCACUGUUAAAUAUACCCUUUUUAGAGUGCUUGAUGCUGUAUAUCUCAGUAGUGCUCUUAUUGUAUGUAUGAUCCCUGGACAAUACAUCCCCUAUGGUCAAAUUAAAGACGAGAGGAUGGUACUGAUUUUGAAUAAAGGUGGCUCUAUUUACUAUUUUCUCUA